Messenger RNA from Hemicordylus capensis (graceful crag lizard), 8175 nucleotides. Its product is annotated as IgGFc-binding protein-like. NCBI's taxonomy places the organism in Eukaryota, Metazoa, Chordata, Lepidosauria, Squamata, Cordylidae. Gene Ontology annotation, molecular function: protein binding. The record is from RefSeq and is a predicted model, not a curated record. Bases 1 to 7974 code for a protein of 2657 amino acids. The transcript has 19 exons.
AUGACAGAGAGCAACAUCUUUGAGGGAACUGUGUGGAUCCAAGCUGACAAAGACAUCUCUGUCUUUGCCAGCAAUUCCAAGCGAGCCUCAACUGGUGAACCAGUAUCCUUAUGUGAAUCAACCAAGUGCAGGAAGAAUGAGAAGUGUGAGAUCAUAAGCGGUCAACCGGUGUGUGUUUCAGUGUCUGAAUCCACCUGCUGGGCUCAAGGAGACCCUCAUUAUCACACCUUCGAUGGGAAGAACUUUGACUUCAUGGGCACCUGCACCUACACCAUUGCCAAGACUUGCACUCUAAAACAGACUCUUCCUUCCUUCAGCAUUGAGGCCAAGAAUGAUAACAGGGGCAAUACCCAUGUUUCUUACACUGGUUUUGUGACAGUCAGAGUCUAUAACAUCAUCAUCACUGUGGUCAGAAGUGAGAUCGGACUUGUGAGGGUGAAUAACCAGCAGUCUCAGCUGCCCAUCUCCCUGCAUGAGGGGAAACUGAAGGUCUACCAGAGUGGGAGCUCUGUCCUUAUUGAGACUGACUUCUCACUGAGAGUCUCCUAUGACUGGAACAGCUACCUGGUGGUGAAGAUCUCCAGCAGCUUUUCAGAGAGCAUCUGUGGCCUUUGUGGCAACUUCAACGGAGACCCAAAUGAUGACUUUAGCAAGCCUGAUGGGAACUUGGCCCCCAGUCCUGUGGAGUUUGGGAGAAGCUGGAAGGUGGAGGAUGGUGACAAGUUCUGCUGGGAUGACUGCAAAGGGGAAUGCAAAAGCUGCCCACCUGAGAAAGCCAAGAAGUAUAAAGCUGAGCCAUUCUGCGGCUGGAUCAGCAAAAGGGGAAGUGGCCCAUUCAGCCAGUGCCACUCUGUUAUUGACCCCAAGGUCUUUCUGGACAAUUGUGUCUAUGACCUUUGCUUGAAUGAUGGCUUCAAGAUCUUUUUGUGUAAUGCAUUGAAGAAUUAUGCAGAUACCUGCAAGAGAAAGGGAGUUGCUGUCUCCAACUGGAGGACACCAACUGGUUGUCCUUUAUUCUGCCCUGAGAACAGCCAGUACAAGGCUUGUGGAUCUCCAUGUCCUGCCACCUGCAAUGACCAAGUUGGUCCCAAGAACUGUUCCUCAUUGCCUUGUGUGGAGACCUGCCAGUGCAAUGAGGGAUUUGUGCUGGAUGCUGGGAAAUGCAUCCCCAAGAUGUCCUGUGGGUGUGCCUUUGAGGGAAACCUCUUCUCCCCUGGUGAGCAGUUCUGGGGAGAUGACACAUGCACAAAAAAAUGUAUCUGCGACCCAAAGACAAGAAAAGUGACCUGCCAAACAGCAAGCUGCCUGCCUGGGGAGAAAUGCCAGGUGCAGGAUGGCAUCCAGAACUGCUACCCUACUGGCUAUGGCAAAGGCUCCUCAUCAGGAGACCCACAUUACAUUAGUUUCGAUGGGCAGAAGUUUGAUUUCAUGGGCACCUGUAUAUAUCAGUUCAGUGGGCUGUGUGAGAAGAGAAACAUUCUGAAGGAUUUUCUGGUGCUGGUCCAAAAUGACCAUCGAGGCAGCCAGUCCGUGUCUUUCACUCGGGCUGUGGAGAUCAAUGCUUAUAGUACAGCAAUUGUGAUUAGCAGAGAAUACCCUGGAAAAGUCAUGGUUAAUGGCUUCCUGAUCAACCUGCCAUACAGGAUCGGAAACAACAAAAUUUCCAUUUAUAAGAGGGGACAAGAGGCAGUGGUCCAGACAAACUUCUUCCUGACUGUCACCUUUGACUGGCAAAGUCGAAUGACCAUGAAGGUACCCAACGCUUACGCUGGGGCCCUUUGUGGUCUUGGUGGGAACUUCAACGGCAAGAAAGAAGAUGACAUGGCCAUGAGAGAUAGCAGUUUGGCUCCAAAUCCAACAGCCUUUGGCCAGAGCUGGAAACUGCGGGAUGUACUAGGCUGCACAGAAGUUGACAAGGGAGGGUGCCCUGGCCUAUCGGACCUUGAGAAAAGCCAACGGGGUCUCGGCAGGGAGUGCGGGCUCAUCCUCAACAAGAGUGGCCCUUUCAGAGAGUGUCACAGCAAAGUUGAUCCAGAGGGAUACUUCCAAGACUGUGUGUACGAUUACUGCUUCUUCAAAGGCCAGCAGACUGUGAUCUGCCAGGUUAUUGCCAGCUAUGCAGCAGCCUGCCAGGCAGCUGGGGCGACCCUGCAUGCCUGGAGAUCCAACACCUUUUGCAAGAAUCACCUCUUUGAAAGCUACCUGUGCCAUACAUAUAGCCGUCUCUGGCAUGUAAUACUACAUUUUCUUCCCACUUAUGUUUUCUCCCUUCAUUGUUUCAAAUUGACAGGUCUUCCCUGUGGUCAAAACAGCCACUAUGAGCUCUGUGCUACAGACUGUGUCCGGAGCUGUGCCAGCAUCUAUAUUCCGGUCCCUUGCACAGCAAAGUGCCAGGAAAGCUGUGUGUGUGAUGAGAACUUUGUGCAGAGUGGGGAUCAGUGUGUCCCCAUGUCCCAAUGUGGCUGCUACCAUCAGGACCGCUACUACUUGGCUGGAGAGGCUUUCCACCCAACAUGUCAGGAGCGCUGUGUGUGUCAGGGUGGUGGAGCUGUGCAGUGUGAAGCAUUCACCUGUGGCCCCAAUGAGGAGUGCAAGUUGUCCGAUGGCAUUCAGAAAUGCUACCCCAUCGGCAGCGCCACAUGCUCUGUUUCUGGCAGCACUCACUAUCUCUCAUUCGAUGGACUUCCCUUUGAUUUCCAUGGCACCUGCACAUACACCCUGGCUAAGAGCAGCACAGGCAACAAGAACCUGAUACCCUUUACUGUUAAUGUGGAGAAUGGAGCCUGGCGAGACGGGAAGGUCUCCGUUCCCAAGAUGGUCUCUGUCCACGUCUAUGGCAUGACACUCACAUUUCUGCGGGACAAGCAGGGGCAAGUGAAGACUCCUUCAUGUGAUUCAAGACCAGCUCUUCUUUGCCAAAUAAUCCUCCUCAACAGGGAAAUGUUCUGCUUCCUACAGGUGGACAAUACAUUCCAUCUCCUCCCCGUCACCCUUGCUGGAGGGCAGCUCAAAGCCUAUCAGCAGGGCAUGAAAUUCCUGAUCCAAACUGACUUUGGUCUCAUUGUGAGCUAUGACCAGGUUUACCAAGUGAAAGUCACUGUCCCAGGCAAUUAUCAGGGCCAGAUGGGUGGCCUGUGUGGGAACUACAAUGACCAGAAUGAUGAUGAAUUCCUGCUUCCAGAUGGCAAGCCAGUCACAGAUGUGACUGCCUUUGGCACUGCUUGGAAAGUUUCGGUCCCUGGGACAGGUGGAUCCUGCUCAGAUGGAUGCCCUGGGAACAAAUGCCCAGUCUGUGAGGAGAGAAAGAAAGCCAUUUUCAAACAGGACAACUACUGUGGGGUCCUCCUUUUGGAAGAUGGACCCUUCGGAGACUGUCAAGUCACAGUGGACCCUGAAGUGUAUUUCAACAACUGCAUCUAUGAUGUGUGCUUGGCCAAUGGGGACAGCGACGUCUUGUGCCAGAGUAUUGAGAGCUACGUGUCUGCCUGCCAAGAUGCCGAGGUCUAUCUCGAUCCGUGGAGAAGUCAGUCCUUCUGCCCUCUGAGCUGCCCGACCAACAGUCACUAUGAGUUCUGUGCCGACGUUUGCUCCACCACCUGUGCCAAGAUCACAGACCCUGGGACAUGCCCAGCAAUCUGUGCUGAGGGCUGCCAGUGUGAUGAUGGUUUCUUCUUCGAUGGCCAUGGCUGCAUUAAUGCAGAAAAUUGUGGGUGCUUCAAGAAUGGACGCUACUUCAAGCCCAAUGAGAAGGUUCUGAUGAAUGAGUGCCAGGAACGCUGCACCUGCAUCCCACUCCAGGGGCUAACCUGUGAGGCUCACAGUUGCACUGCUGACGAGAAAUGCAAGAUCCAGGAUGGAGUCAUGGGUUGCAUUAAUAAGGAUCCUUGUAAAGACAUGCAGUGCCGUGCAAAGGAAACAUGCAAAAUUGAGAAUGACCAAGUGAAAUGCAUCCCUGACUACCAUAAGCCCGCCUGGGGUUGGGGUGACCCCCACUACCACAUGUUUGAUGGGUGGAACUUCGAUUUCCAUGGCACCUGUACUUACACCUUUGCCAAAUACUGCGGAAAUGAUCCUACCCUGGUACCCUUCACUAUAGACGAGAAGAAUGACAACAGGGGAAGCCAAGCCAUAUCCUACAUACAUUUGACCAACAUCUAUGUCUACGGGUACAAGAUCUCCAUGUAUAAGCAGGAAAAUGGGAAAGUCAGGAUAAAUGAUGUAAGUGCCAGCCUACCGUUGACUCUUGAAGGUGGUAAGAUCAAACUUUACCAGAGCGGUUCCAGUGCUCUCCUGCAAACAGAUUUUGGCCUCCAAGUGUCAUACGACUGGAACUGGUACCUGAUCAUCACUCUCUCUAGCAGCUACUAUGGAGCCAUGUGUGGGCUGGCUGGAAAUUUCAAUGAAGACCCUGGAGAUGACAUGACCUUUCCAAAUGGCACCAAGGCCACCUCCAUUGUAAGCUGGGCCAGGAGCUGGAAAGUCAAAGACCGAGAUCCUUUCUGCUGGGAUGAGUGCAAAGGGAAUUGUCCAACAUGCAGUGAAAACCACAAACAGCUCUAUGGAAAUGAAAAGUUCUGCGGAAUGAUCAACAAAACCUCUCAAGGGCCCUUCAAAAAAUGUCAUACCAAAGUGAACCCAAAUGACUUCUUUGAUGGUUGCGUUUAUGAUGUGUGCCUGAGUGGUGGCGCCAAAAAUAUCCUCUGCCAGGCACUGGAGGCCUAUGCCAAAACUUGCAGGAAAGCAGGUGCUACUGUAGAUGAUUGGAGGACAUCUUCUGGCUGUGCCUUGCCAUGCCCUGAAAACAGCCACUAUGAGGCCUGUGGAAAUGCCUGCCCAGCCAGCUGUUCUGAUCGCACCGCUCCAGCAGCCUGCAAAGAGCCAUGCCUGGAAACCUGCCAGUGCAAUGAUGGCUUUGUCCUCAGCGUGGACAAGUGUGUGCCUAUAGGAAGUUGUGGCUGCACCUACAACGGCUUCUACUACAAGCCCAAGGAGGAAUUCUGGGCCGACAAGAUUUGCGGCUCUCGCUGCAAGUGUGAUCCUACCCUGGGCAUGGUGGUGUGCAAGAAGGCUGGCUGUAAAGACAAAGAGAGGUGUGCUGUGGUCAAUGGAGUCCGGGAUUGUUAUCCCAUCAGCAAAGCUACCUGCACAGCAGCUGGCGACCCUCAUUACACCACUUUUGAUGGGAAGAAAUAUGAUUUCAUGGGCACCUGCAUCUAUCAGUUAGCUGGACUGUGCUCUGAAGACCCAACCCUCAAGCCUUUCACUGUCAAUGUGCAGAACAACCACCGAGGAAACACAAAGAUCUCUUUCACCAAAGUGGUGACAGUGGUGGUCUACAACAUAACCAUAACAGUGAGCCAGGAGCAUCCUCGUCGGGUGCAGGUUAAUGACGUCUUUGUGAACCUGCCUUUCUACUUGGAAGACAAAAUAAAGGUUUACAUCAGUGGGGUUCGAACCUUCAUCAAGACCAAUUUUGACCUGACAGUAACCUUUGACUGGUACAGUUAUGCCAAGAUCAUUGUGCCCAGUACAUACACCAAUGCUAUUUGUGGCCUCUGCGGCAGCUACAACUCAAACCCCAAUGAUGACUUGGUCAUGAAAGAUGGUAAACAAGCAGCCAGCAUAGCUCAAUUUGCAGAAAGCUGGAAGGUGGCUGAGGUGCCUGGAUGUUCAGCAGGUUGCACUAAUGAUUGCCCAGUAUGUGAGGAAGCAAAGAUACAAACCUACAAGGGUGACCAGUACUGUGGGAUCCUCAUCAAGAAGGAUGGGCCAUUCAGAGAAUGCCAUAAGACCAUCAAUCCAACACGCUUGUUUGAUGACUGCGUCUUCGACACCUGCCAGUACCAUGGUCGGCGUGACAUUCCUUGUGAUGCCAUCAGCAACUACGUGGCAGAUUGCCAGGCCUUGGGCAUUCCAGUUGAAAAAUGGAGAUCAGACUCCUUCUGCAGCCCUACCUGCUCAUCUAAUUCCCACUAUGAUAUCUGUGGAAAUGGCUGCCCUGCCACUUGCCAUGGCCUCUCAGCUCCACGUGAUUGUGAGGUAUCUUGCAGAGAAGGAUGCUACUGCAAUACUGGGUUUCUCCUCAGUGGGGACCAGUGUGUUCCUAUUGGGGAGUGUGGCUGUGUGCACCAGGACAAGUAUUACAAGAAGGGAGAGGUUUUCUAUCCUGGUGCCUCCUGUCAGAAACGAUGCAGUUGUACAGACAAUAGAGUUGUUGAAUGCCAAAAGAUCUCCUGUAGAGCCCAUGAGGAAUGCCGGGUACAGAAUGGAGUCCAAGGCUGCCAUGCUGUGGGCUGUGGAAAAUGCACUGUAUCCAGAGGCUCCCACUACUUGACAUUUGAUAGACAGGACUAUGACUUCCAGGGUACGUGCACUUACACUUUGGCUGAACUCAAGAAAGCAGAUUCUCAGCUGGAAAAAUUCUCUGUGCUAGUGGAGAAUGGGCUUUCCCUGACAAAGAUGGUUGUGAUAUCUUUUCAUGGCUAUACCGCUGUCAUUGAGAGGGCAAUGAAAUGGAAGGUCAAGGUGAAUGGAGAAGUCUUCACAUUGCCCAUGAGUACAAACGACAGGAAACUCUGGGUCAACCAGGAAGGGAACAACAUCAUCGUCCAAUCUGACUUUGGCCUCAAAGUCCUUUAUGAUGCCUCUGCUUACGUCUUGGUGUCUGUCCCCAGCACCUAUUGGGGACACAUGAAUGGCCUGUGUGGUAAUUUCAAUGGUGACAGCACUGAUGACUUCACUCUGCCCAAUGGAAAAAGCACCCAGAUUGUGGAUGAGUUUGGGAUGUCUUGGAAGGUUCCUGUUCCUGGUGUCAGUUGUUCCGAUGGCUGUGGCAAGAAAUGUCCUGUCUGUGAUACAACCAAGACAGCUCCGUACCAGCCCGUGACUUCCUGUGGGAUGAUCCUAGCCAAAUCAGGCCCUUUUAAGGGCUGUCACUCAUUGGUGGACCCUCUUGAAUACUUCAGCCAUUGCCUGUAUGACAUGUGUGUGUCCAAUGGUGCAGGAGAGACCCUCUGUCAGAGCAUUCAGGCAUAUGUGGCUGCGUGCCAAGCUGCUGGAGCUACAAUUGGAGCCUGGAGAACAGACACCUUCUGCUCACUCUCAUGUCCCUCCCACAGCCAUUAUGAGUUGUGCUCAAGGAGUUGUGAUUUCACCUGCAGCAGCUUGUCCACUUCAAGGCAAUGCACGAAAAAGUGCUUUGAGGGCUGCCAGUGUGACAACGGCUACCUGUUUGAUGGUGCCAGUUGCGUGGCAAUGGAGAAUUGUGGCUGCAUUUAUGAUGGGCGGUAUAUCAAGAUAGGAGAAAGUGUUGUCUUAGAGGGCUGCAUGAAGACUUGCACCUGUCAAGCUUUGGGCCAGCUCAUCUGUAAGGACACCAGCUGUCGGGAAGGAGAAAUAUGUGCCCUCAAUAAUGGUGUGCGCGCUUGCAUGAAGAAGAAAGGAGAGUGUUUGCUCACCCCUGGCGCACGGCUGACCACUUUUGAUGGCACCUCUGGGGAAAUCCCACACAAUGGCGCCUAUGAGGUGGUCUCGCUUUGCAAUGAGGAAGACCCUUCUUGGUUCAGAAUCAUAGCAGUUACCCAGAAAUGCAGUGCCGGGGAUUUGGCAUCUGUGUCGACACUCCAUGUGUUCUUCCAAGGAGCUCUGAUCACUGUGAAAAAGAACAGAGAGACUUGGAUAAAUGGGUAUCAGGUGCAGCUCCCAGCAAAGGCCUUUGAUGAUGUAUCUAUAAGUGUCACUCAAGAUGGAGUUGUGAUCGAUUUGGCCUCUGCAGUACAAGUUCUCUUCAGACCCCAAGGGGAAGUCAAGGUGCAAGUCGAGAAAAGCCUGAAAGGAAAACUGUGUGCUUCCUGUGGAAACUUCAAUGGGAAUGCUGCAGAUGACCUAACGCUGCCCAAUGGGAAGGAAGCAGGAAACCUGGAUGAGGUCAUUCAUGCCUGGGAAGCCAAGGACUUCUCUAGAUGUUAUGUUUAAAAUCCAUCUGAGCCAGGGUGGAAUCCUGGUGUCACUCCCGUGGUAGGAAGUUUUCAUACCUAAAAUCUGGAGCACAGAUCUUCUCUGUAAAGUAUUCUCUAAUGUCACAGAUGUUACUCAGCCUCCUAUCAAUUAUACUCUGAUUAUCAAUGAAAUUAUGUUUCUUCUUCCUAAAACCAAUAAAAACUCUUUUGGAAACUC